GCAUGAAGGGUGUGGCGGUGCCUCCGGUGCAGGUCCUAACAGCCGCGACAAGACGUCCCCUCUCCAGAGGGAAGGGCAAGGUCUGAGGGCCCCCUCCGCAGGCUCUCCGGCAGCCACCAGCGUCCCAGCAUGGCCCGCUGAGGCCAACCAUGACCGGCUGGCCAGCACUCGCCACUGACCACCCAGAGUCACACCGUGCCAGGAGGUGACCCUCCUCCAGCCGCCCACCCCCCAUCCCGGCCCAGGAAAGUGCCCGCGGCUGCCACGGACACCAUGUAGUAGGGCCGGCCGCGGCGCCCAGCGAGCUGCGAUGGUUUUGUACACGACCCCCUUUCCCACUAGCUGUCUGUCCGCCCUGCACGCUGUGUCCUGGGCCCUCAUCUUCCCAUGUUACUGGCUGGUGGACCGCCUGGCAGCCUCCUUCCGGCCCACCACCUACGAGAAGCGCCAGCGGGCGGACGACCCGUGCUGCCUGCAGCUGCUCUGCACCGUGCUCUUCACGCCCGUCUACCUGGCCCUCCUCGUGGCCGCGCUGCCCUUCGCAUUUCUGGGCUUCCUUUUCUGGUCGCCUCUGCAGUCCGUGCGCCGGCCCUACGUCUACUCACGGCUGGGGGACAAGGGCGCAGCCGGCGGGGCAGCCCUGCUUGGCGAAUGGAAGGGCACGGGGACUGGCAAAAGCUUCUGCUUCGCCACCGCCAACCUCUGCCUCCUCCCCGACUCGCUCGCUAGGCUCAACAACCUGUUUAACACCCAGGCCCGGGCCAAGGAGAUCGGACAGAGGAUCCGCAACGGCGCCGCCCGGCCCCAAAUCAAGAUCUACAUCGAUUCGCCCACCAACACCUCCAUCAGCGCGGCCAGCUUCAGCAGCCUGGUGUCGCCGCAGGGUGGCGAUGGCGGGGCCCGGGCCGUCCCUGGGAGCAUUAAGAGGACAGCCUCGGUGGAGUACAAGGGCGAUGGUGGGCGUCACGGGGACGAGGCUGCCAAUGGCCCGGCCCCUGGUGACCAGACCGAUGGCAGCGGCCUUGAGGAGACCUGUAUUGUGCGCAUCGGUGGCGAGGAAGGGGGCCGACCCCCUGAGGCUGACGACCCUGCCCCCGGGAGCCAGGCCAGGAAUGGGGCCGGAGGGGGCCCCAGGGGCCAGACACCCAACCACAGUCAGCGGGACGGGGAUUCUGGGAGCCUGGGCAGCCCCUCCACCUCCAGGGAGUCCCUGGUGAAGGCGCGAGCCGGGCCGGAUGGCAGCAGCAGCGGCACAGAGCCCGGCUCCAACAGCAAGCUCCUGUACAAGGCCUCAGUGGUGAAGAAGGCAGCCAUGCGCCGGAGGCGGCACCCAGAUGAGGCCUUCGACCACGAGGUCUCGGCCUUCUUCCCUGCCAACCUGGACUUCCUGUGCCUGCAGGAGGUAUUUGACAAGCGGGCGGCCGCCAAGUUGAAAGACCAGCUGCACGGCUACUUCGAGUACAUCCUGUACGACGUGGGGGUGUACGGCUGCCACGGCUGCUGUGGCUUCAAGUUUCUCAACAGCGGCCUCUUCUUUGCCAGCCGCUACCCUGUCAUGGACGUGGCCUAUCACUGUUACCCCAACGGGCGAGGCUUCGACAACCUGGCCUCUAAGGGCGCGCUGUUUCUCAAGGUGCAGGUGGGAAGCACACCUCAGGACCAAAGAAUCGUCGGGUACAUCGCCUGCACACACCUGCACGCCCCACCAGAGGACAGCGCUGUCCGGUGUGAGCAGCUGGACCUGCUUCAGGACUGGCUGGCUGAGUUCCGAAAAUCUACCUCCUCGUCCAGCACAGCCAACCCCGAGGAGCUGGUGGCGUUCGACGUCAUCUGUGGAGAUCUCAACUUUGACAACUGCUCCUCUGACGACAAGCUGGAGCAGCAGCAUGCCCUGUUCACCCGCUACAAGGACCCCUGCCGCCUGGGGCCUGGGGAGGAAAAGCCAUGGGCCAUUGGUACCCUGCUGGACAUAAACGGCCUCUACGACGAGGACGCGUGCACGCCCGACAACCUGCAAAAGGUCCUGGAGAGCGAGGAGGGCCGCAGGGAGUACCUGGCCUUCCCCACCAGCAAGAGCCCAGCGGGCGGCCAGAAGGGGCGCAAGGACCUGCUCAAGGGCAACGGCAGGCGCAUCGACUACAUGCUGCACGCCGAGGACGGGCUCGGCCCCGACUGGAAGGCCGAGGUGGAAGAAUUCAGUUUCAUCACCCAGCUGUCGGGCCUGACCGACCACCUCCCGGUGGCCAUGCGGCUGAUGGUGUCUUCGGGGGAGGAGGAGGCCUAG
Messenger RNA from Lepus europaeus (European hare), 2284 nucleotides. It is a transcript of the gene SMPD3, whose product is annotated as sphingomyelin phosphodiesterase 3. The coding region runs from base 311 to 2284 and encodes 657 amino acids. Gene Ontology annotation, biological process: sphingomyelin metabolic process. Gene Ontology annotation, cellular component: extracellular region; cytoplasm. NCBI's taxonomy places the organism in Eukaryota, Metazoa, Chordata, Mammalia, Lagomorpha, Leporidae. Gene Ontology annotation, molecular function: sphingomyelin phosphodiesterase activity. The record is from RefSeq and is a predicted model, not a curated record. The transcript is spliced from 9 exons.